UCAACGCCUCUGAUUUUUCGUCAUAGGCACUACCGACUACCUAAUCAAGCAAAUUCACGCCAUGGAUGCCUCAAAUUCCAAUGCCGUAUUUGUAGAAGACCUGGAAGUAAUUGGCCUCAAAUUUUUCAGCGAUGGUUCCUUUUCUCGCUACGAUCCCCCAGACAUCUCAGCCCCCCAAUCUCCCGAAGCCUCGUUAGCGGAGGACAAAGGAGUCGCCUCCAAAGACGUAACGUUGGACAGCGAUCUGGGCCUGUGGGUGCGCAUCUACUGUCCUCUCGAUGCCGCCGCCAAGCACCAAAGCCUGCCCGUUUGCCUGUAUUUCCACGGCGGGGGCUUCUGCAGAGGAAGCGCAUCGUGGAAACCGUUUCACGCGCUGUGUAUACGCAUAGCAACGGCUGCGGGAGCGAUCGUGGUUUCAGUCAAUUACAGGCUGGCUCCCGAGCACCGCCUCCCCACCGCCUACGAUGACUCCGCCGCCGCACUCUCUUGGCUGCGCUCUGGCGGCGCAGAGGAUCCCUGGCUGCGCCGCCAUUCCGAUUUGUCGAGGAUUUUUCUGGUGGGCGACAGUGCGGGGGGCAACGUUGUCCACCACGUUGGCCUUCGGGAGCCCUCCUCCUGGCGUGGUCUGGUUAUGGUGCAGCCCUCCUUUGCGGGAGAGGAGCGCACUGCUUCUGAGGCGGAGUCGCCCCAGGCGACCAAGUAUAGCGACAAGUCGUUGCCGGUGGGGGCCACCAGAGACCAUCCCUUCUGCAAUCCGUUGGCCACGGAUGCGUUGCGCGAGUUGCUGGAGAGGGCAACGUUGCCUCCUCUGUUUGUUGUCAUUGGGGGGCGUGAUAUUAGGAGGGAUCGAGAGAGAGAUUAUUGCGAGCUUUUGAAGAAGUACGGCAAGGAUGUUAAGGUGCUCGUGUUGGAGGAAGAAGACCACGGUUUUUAUGCGCUGACACCGGAGUCUGAGAACACCGAGUUGCUCGUUCAAGAGAUCGCGUUGUUUGUUAAGGUCAAUUCUUAGGGUGGACAUUUGACUUACGAGUAGAGCCCACUUCUGCCUUUCCAUCCUUCAUAGAUUCUUGAACUGUUACUUGCUCAACUACGUUCCUUCCUUUCUUUAGUUUCGUUUGUGUGGUUUUCCGGUUUUUUUAAUCUUAGUUAUGUAAGUCCUUUUUUUAUUUAAUUUAUUAGUCUAGGGCUAAUUAUUUCAUGAGGCUA
Molecule: messenger RNA, 1206 nt
Organism: Cryptomeria japonica (Japanese cedar)
Lineage: Eukaryota; Viridiplantae; Streptophyta; Pinopsida; Cupressales; Cupressaceae
Product: probable carboxylesterase 15
Exons: 1
Coding region: 62-1009 (315 amino acids)
Molecular function (GO): hydrolase activity
Source: RefSeq, a predicted model, not a curated record